This is a messenger RNA of Nomia melanderi (Alkali bee), 1724 nucleotides long. RefSeq names its product epidermal growth factor-like protein slowdown (gene slow). The record is from RefSeq and is a predicted model, not a curated record. Gene Ontology annotation, molecular function: signaling receptor binding; calcium ion binding. Gene Ontology annotation, cellular component: cell surface; extracellular region. Lineage: Eukaryota; Metazoa; Arthropoda; Insecta; Hymenoptera; Halictidae. Gene Ontology annotation, biological process: anatomical structure development.
CCUUCGAACGAUUUCGCACCGGAUGUCCAUCGAGCCUCGUCGACGUACCCGCCGCAGCACGUUCGUUCAAACGUUCCCACGUCUCCGUCCGAAAGAAUCGAGAAUGUGAUCGUUCGUCGCGCGGCUGUUUCCCACAGGCUUCGGGCACAGAGAGCAACAACGUCGGAUCAGGGAUUGAAAAGAGCAGCAAUGUCUCUGACACCGAAAUUAUUGUUGACGUGCGCCGCGUUGAUCGUUCUACCCGCGGAAGUCGCGCCGGUCGAACGUUUCCCCAGCGAUCAUCGCGGCUACACGAGCCACAGACUCCUUUGGCCGCUUUGGUACCACGAGAAAUUCACUCGUACGCGACACGACCGUGACGGCAGGGACUCCCAGCAGAACGCCGCGAAUAGUUGGCCGCGCCAGGACACCUUCGCGGAGAGACCUGUUCCGACGGCGUCGUCGACGACAGACGCGCCGAGGCGUCACGUGGAGCAGCGUGUGCACGAGCAACGAUCCGGCCCGCCGAAACAAGAGAAAUUCAACGCGGUCGCGGCGGUGAAUUACGUCGGUACCAGAACGGUCGCUUAUCAUGGCAAUCAUCGUCACCAGCCGAGGGAGGCUGUCACGCAGAAGUAUCAACAAAUCGCCACGACACCGUCAACUUAUGGCAAGCACAAUCUCGGGAGACGAGUUUGUACCAGUUCGGUUCCUAGUUCCUCCGUUCAUCAUCGCCAAAGUCGGCAACUUAGGUACUAUAAUUAUUUUCAUAUUCAAACCGACGCGGCCUCCGGUAUCAUAUGCUGUCCAGGAUGGACACAGGCAACACAGUUGAGUUUUGGGUGUAAUAAACCUAUCUGCCCAGCUUCCUGUUUAAAUGGGGGAAUAUGUACUUCGCCCGGCAGAUGCACAUGUCCCAAAGGAUUUACUGGCAACCAGUGCCAGACAGAUAUCGACGAGUGCGUGACUGAGAAGCCUUGCGAUCAACUCUGCAGAAACCUACCUGGGAGCUACGAGUGCCACUGCAGACCCGGUUUCCAACUACAGAAAGAUGGCCAAUCCUGCCGAAAGAACGACACUGAUGACAUCGCGUUUGAAGCCCGGGACCUAGAGGAUGAUUUUCAUCAAAUAACGACGACAAAGCGCCCGGUGACUUCACCGCACGAUACGGAGAACGAGGUGGCUGACGGUGACCUCGAUCAGGACUAUGAGAUAAUUCUCAAAAGGCUCACAAAACUUGAAAAGUUGUUCGCAAAAGGAAAAAAGAAAGAUACCGAUACCACUGAAAUGAGUGCCAAAGUUGCGUCUGUAAUGGAGAAUAUUAAUGAGAUGAAAAGAACCGUAGAAAAUGUGCAACUGAUGCAACAGGAAAUAUAUGAAAUGAGGAGCAAAUUACGAGAAUAUGAAUUGGAAACAAGAAAAAUGCAACACUUGACAAAUCGUGUAAUAGAACUGGAAAAUCGUUUAAGAUUACGUUGUAGAAACACAAUGCCAAUAAAUAGUGGCGCAUUACAUUUUUAGUAAUUUGUACUGAACAUGUAUAUCAAAAAUAUUGGGAAUUGCCCACAGAUUUAAUAUUUAUGUAAGAAAAUUUAUAUGAAAAUAACACUGUCACUGCCAUUUCUGUAGCUUUUAUAACGUUGUAUUAAAUUUAUUACACAACUGUGAUUUAAAUAACUUCCCUAAUUAUUUGUAUCCAGCUUUGUAAUAAAACAACAAGAUUUGGAUAAUUUUUAAUCACAUAU